CGUUUACCACGGACUACAAUUCAAGAGAGUCAUACUCAACCUGCACCGGCUGUUGCAUCUACAUCGUCAAUGACGUGGAACCGUUUUCAGCCAUUAUCUGCUGCUGCUGUUGCAUCUUGUUCAGCGCUAACCUACAUUCAGGAGACUCAUCAUCCCACGGCAGCUGCAUCGUCGACCUUAGAAGGAUAUUCCGACAUCCGGGAAACUCAUCCUUCUCAAAUAGCUGCUAAUUAUAUGAAGUCAACAAUGAAGUGCGAUCUCCAGCCGCAUGGUUCAGCAAAUCAGACCUAUAAUACUAUUCAGCAGACUCAUCCGGCAGCCACCGCCACACAAUGCAGGAACAAUGACUGCAACCAGUUGCCUGUCUCUUCACAUAGAAGUGGUAUUGCACCAGUUGAUGAUGAUCCUAAUAAGCUGUAUUAUACAGAAGAAUUUACUGGUUCAAUCGGGACAUAUGAUCAGGCUGCAUGGAAGCAGGAGAGCGAGUUAGAUAAUCUUACUUUUGAUACAGACUCAUUUUUGAAUUGGUUAAAUAUUAAUUUUAGUUCUUAAACUUUUAAUUUAAAAAAUUUUUAGUAUCCAA
Rubroshorea leprosula is the source of this 583-nucleotide messenger RNA. NCBI's taxonomy places the organism in Eukaryota, Viridiplantae, Streptophyta, Magnoliopsida, Malvales, Dipterocarpaceae. The record is from the annotation of a GenBank genome assembly.